This is a messenger RNA of Truncatella angustata, 1823 nucleotides long. RefSeq names its product putative acetylornithine deacetylase. The record is from RefSeq and is a predicted model, not a curated record. NCBI's taxonomy places the organism in Eukaryota, Fungi, Ascomycota, Sordariomycetes, Amphisphaeriales, Sporocadaceae. Gene Ontology annotation, molecular function: hydrolase activity. Bases 283 to 1548 code for a protein of 421 amino acids. The transcript has 4 exons.
UUGGGGUAUAAGCACGACUUGCAACCAAGCGGGUCCAAGCCGAAGCCGAAGCUGCCGAGAGCACAUGAGGAAGUCCUCGGGAUCAACGUUAGACGAGCAGUAAAUAUGAUCUUGCGCAGUUCGCAUAUUACACCAGAUGAUUCCAUGAAUCUCUAACUAUGCGUAUGCCGAUGCCUUGCAAACUUGCCGUCAAUCCGUUCAAAGUUACAAGCAUUCACUCAGAUUUGUCCAAUUUCACUUCACUUUUUAUCGGACUUCAUAUACAACUGGCUAACUUACACCAUGGACCUGAAAGAGCUGAUGAUUGAGGCUUUGGAAGCAAACCGAGAUAAUCAUGUCCGCAUGCUUCAGGCUUUCGUCAGGGCACCUUCGCCAAAUCCACCAGGCGACACCGUAACAGCAGCAGCUAUACUGACCGACUACCUCACUAGCAAAAGAAUUGACUACGAACUGAUCACACCCCGGCCCGGCCAACCUAACAUCGUCAGUGAGUUCUCUGGUGGCAAGCCAGGACCCCGUGUCGUUUUGAACGGGCAUAUCGACGUAUUCGCACUCGGACCAGACACGACCGGAUGGGACAGAGACCCGUGGUCUGGAGACGUCGUCGACGGUCGCGUCCAUGGACGAGGCGUGGUGGACAUGAAGUCGGGCACGGCUUCGCUGGUGAUCGCUUAUGCUUAUCUCUUCGAAAGAAGGGAGCACCUUAAAGGCAGCGUCGCUCUAUGCGCUGUUUCGGACGAAGAGACGGGUGGGAAAUGGGGAACCAAGUUCCUGAUCCAGCAGGAUAGAGUCAGAUGGGGAGGUGAUGUGAUGCUGAGUGCCGAGCCUUCUGGCAGGACGAUCAGGUUUGCCGAGAAGGGGACGCUCAGGCUAAUUGGGAAGGUCAAGACCAGAGGCGCGCAUGGGGCUUAUAUCAAUCUUGACAAAGGUGCAAUCCGAAUCGCGGGAAGUUUUCUUGGAAAGGUGGUUGAGGCUGUGGAGUCAAUGGAAGUAAUCCCACCGGCGGAUAUCGCUUCACACUUGACAGAUCCCAAGGUUUUGGCCGUGGUCGAUCAAGUCAUGGGCCCUGGCACGUCGACUAUUAUCGCUCGUCCUACAGUCAACAUCGGUAUCAUAAGCGGUGGUACCGUAGUUAAUGUCAUACCUAACACGUGCACAUUCGAGCUAGAUAUCCGUCUGCCUAUAGGCCUCACGGCUGAGCAGGUUUUGGACGUGGUACGAUGCAUCAUUCUGCAGUAUCAAGACGCUAUGAUCAACAUCGACAAGCGGGAGGCUGCCAGCAAUCCGAGCAGCUUCUCACCGAUUGACCAUCCCAUGAUCAAGCGGCUAGCAAACAACGCGGAAGUAUUUGCACCGGAUUGUCGACCAGCACUUAUUCCGUCAAUGGGUGCCACGGACUGCAAACAUUACAGAUAUGCUAACAUUCCAGCUUAUGUAUACGGUUGCAGUCCCUAUGGUAUGGCUACGGUGAACGAGUCGGCGUCAAUCGAUGAGUUUGUGCAGGUGACAAAAGUCAUAGCCGCAGCUACUUGGGACUUCCUGCAGUAGGGGUAGGUGCAUGUAGAUUCUUGGUCUCGGUUCCGCAGGUCUGGUUUGAGGGUUCGCUUUGCAAUUUGCAAUCGAGGGGUGCGAAUGCGAGUUAUACCUAUCAUAAUAGCACGUUUCCCAUGAUUCAAUCCCCAGCAUGCAGGUAUGUGCCGGUGAUGUUCUCGAUUCCGCCAUAGCAUAGUAUAAUAACCUUCGGGGUUAUAGAUCAUGUGGAUACCUGAUUUGGAUUGAGUGAUUUUCUGUAUCGCCAUCAAGGGGACCUGAAUGAAUGAUCU